This is a messenger RNA of Nicotiana tabacum (common tobacco), 2108 nucleotides long. RefSeq lists its product as uncharacterized. NCBI's taxonomy places the organism in Eukaryota, Viridiplantae, Streptophyta, Magnoliopsida, Solanales, Solanaceae. The record is from RefSeq and is a predicted model, not a curated record.
GGGAAAGAGGUCAUUCUUUUUGGCACGAACACAAAAGAAAAAAGGUUCACAUGAAUUGAAACUAAGGGAGUAACAUGUAUAUUCAUGAAAUUCACUAGUAAUUACCUUAAAUUUGAAAAAGAAUAGCCCAGUCUUGUUUAAAUUUUGGUAGUCGAGUGAUUUCAAGGCUAGAAUUACUCUCAAAAGAAUAUGAUAAGGGUUGCUGGACCACAAAUAUUGGACCUUAGCUUGGACGUAGUAGGGUCAAGGGUGAAAAAAAGAGGGUUCUCUAUCAUUUGAUCCUCUGUAAUUGGAAAUCCAAGAACUCACAAAUCCUUCUUGGUUGCUGAAUUCCAUGGCACAAGUUCCUUUUGUGAGCUUUGUUUUGAGUUGUGCCAGGAGUUUUUCUUUUGGGGAACGGUCACAAUCUGGGAAAAAGUAAAAGUGUCAUUACCUAAACUAUUCCAUCGAUUAAUACAAAUUACAUUGUUUUGCUGAGACCAUUUUCCAGCUUGACAAUAAUUCUAACGGUGUCAUGACAUGUGACAUGCUAGGCGAAUUCCACAUGGACAAAACACGACAGAGAUGCAGAGUAUAUAAGUAAACAAGUCUUCGACCCUACCAACGCAUUUUAAAGUCGUUCGUGUGGGUUGGGCCCAAAGCGGACGAUAUCACUAGUGGUCUGGGAUGAGACUGUUUCCGAUAGACCCCGGCUCCCUCCCUCCAAGAACUCUCACCUUGCUCUUGGGGUGACUCGAACUUACAACCUCUUGGUUGGAAGUGGAGGGUGCUCACCACUAGAGCAACCCACAACAUGCACUAGAGCAUACCUUUGCAAACCAAGAACUCAUAGAGUUAUGAUACAUAGAGAACAACACGAGAAUGGCCAGCAGAACAAAAUAUUGCACCUCAAGAAUAAAGUCUUUCGUUAUCCCUCUAGCAAACUACUCGAUCGAGGCUGAUUACUAUUUUCCAGUUUCAUUUUUCGAGCUUCUAGGCAUGUUGGGAAACUUGAAAGGCAUAACAUCAACAUAUGUGGCCUCUCAAUGCGUACUGAAACUAUACCAGGACGGACAAGUUGAGACCAUUAAUAAGAGUGAACCUCAACAACUUGCACAAUAUGCAGCUCACUUCAUUGCCAACACUGAUGAAACUCAACCCUGCAACUUCGCCACAUUUGUACCUAUUGGUGAAGAUGCACCUCUCCAGCGUGCAGAGUGGAUAAAAUACUUGGGAGUUUUUGCGAAUUUGGAAAACAGGGCAAACCAAGUCUAUGAUGCAAUUAAGGAGAACUAUUUGUGCUUGAGCAAAGCUGCAACUAGUAAGACUUCAGUUAAACCAACUGUAUCUUGGAUGGAUCAUAAAGAUGGAGUGUGGUCAUUUACAAGAGAGCCAUACAAAUUAAAGUUUGUGGAGGAUGCUGGUGGAGUCAAUGUCGAUGAUUCCAUCAACAAAGUCACAUACAAUAUGUCCAUUCCUGAUGAUUUAGAAGAGUUUCAUGCCAUUUUGUGUACUGUGGAUGUAGUGAUUGAUGAAACAUAUACCUCAGAUCCAGCGGUCUAUAGUGCUUCCACAUUUCUUGGAAACAUCAAUUUGGAAGAUCAAUCUUGCUUUGCUUUUCUCUCAAAUCAAAGCUUGUGGAGAUAUGAUAAAAGGGUGCAAAACUCUACAGUCCUAGACUGGUAUGAUGGAGCUGUCUCUCAACCCCAACUGGUCUUAGCAGAUAUUAUUGAAGCUUUAUAUCCUACAGGAAACUAUAACACGACAUAUUUCAGAAAUAUUGCAAAGGGAGAAGGGAUCAUAAGCAUUGGUCCUGAAAUGUGUGAAAGAGACAGCUCCAUCGCAAUGGAACCUACAGUUGUAGCUUGCCAGUAGCCGCUGCUCUAUUCAAGAUUCUUUGUCCUGAUUUUUGGUUCUUUUUCUUCACACAUUUUGGUCUGACUAUUGUUCAAAUUUAUUGUAAGUUUCAGAACUGGAUAUUCUUCAUCAGCUACGGAAAGGAAAAGCUGAAGCCAUAAGCAUUAAUUGGUUAUUCAAAAUACGAUAUACUGUGUUCAGUUUCUAACCAAAAUAACAGAACAUGAUGCCAUCAGUGUAUAAUUCUGCUCGAGUAUACUGAAUUUCAGUUC